Messenger RNA from Setaria italica (foxtail millet), 1482 nucleotides. Its product is annotated as protein SODIUM POTASSIUM ROOT DEFECTIVE 3. Gene Ontology annotation, molecular function: metal ion binding. The transcript is spliced from 3 exons. The record is from RefSeq and is a predicted model, not a curated record. NCBI's taxonomy places the organism in Eukaryota, Viridiplantae, Streptophyta, Magnoliopsida, Poales, Poaceae. The coding region runs from base 506 to 1141 and encodes 211 amino acids.
CUGUUGCAGAGGGAGGCAGGCAUGCAUGCCAUGCCCCGCUCGCCUGCUCUCGUGCUUUAAUACAUCUGGUGGCCCGGGCAAUAAUUCCGAUCUUGUCUCACCGGCGACGCAACGCUACAAGGGAAGCGCCGGGCAUGAGUCCGCGAGAGAAUGAAAAAGCUAGAGAGAGAAAGUGAGCUUGCUUACAAAACCCCUCCCAUUAAUUCCAGCGUGAUUCCAUCUCCUUUGUCCUCCUCCUCCGCCUCCUCUCGCUCGCUCACAGCAGCAGCCGCCCUCCUCCCUCCCACCGCUUCCUUUUAAGCUCCCACCGAGCCGCCUUCUCCUCUCCGUCACCCUCCUUUCUCCUUCCCUCUCUCUCUCUCUGUCUCUCUCUCGCUUGGAUAAAUCACUCUCCUCCUCCUGCCCACCGCGUUACUGCUAGUGGCAAGCUAGCAAGCCUCUGUCGUCAGGGUCCGCGCGGCGUGUUCGUUCGGUGGUGUGAAGAAGCCGGGCGGCGGCGCGCGGCAUGAGGGCGGGCGGGAUGCUGUGCCGUUCGCAGGCGGCGACGGCGGUGUGCGUGCCGGGAGACGCGCGGUCCAUGGUCGUGGCCCGCCGCGCCGACCGCACCAUCGUGGCCGCCGGGGGCGGGGACGACGCCGCCGCUCGCGCCCUGCACGACGUCAGGUACGCGCGCCUCGGCGGCCACGACGAGCGCCGCCGCUCCACGUCCCGCCGGUUCGCGGCGCCCCCUCCUCCGCCGGUGGCUGUCUCCAGCGCCGCGUCGUGCAAGCCGCGCGUGGAGAUCAGGCGGCGCGCCACCGCCCGGGCGGCGGCGCCCGUGGCCGUGACGCUGCCCAUGGUGACCAAGAGCCCGUCCAAGGAGGCCCCCGCCAAGGACCUCGCGGCGGCCGCCAAGCGCGUGUCCAGCGCCGCCGCCGUCGCGGCGCCCGGCGACCAGGUCCUCCAGGUGGUGGUGAUGAAGGUGGCGAUCCACUGCCAGGGCUGCGCAGGGAAAGUCAGGAAGCACAUCUCCAAAAUGGAAGGUGUGACGUCGUUCAGCAUCGACCUGGAGAGCAAGAAGGUGACGGUGAUGGGCCACGUGUCGCCGGCCGGCGUCCUUGAGAGCAUCUCCAAGGUCAAGAAGGCCGAGCUCCUCGCCUGACUACUCCGAUAAUAAUGCUCGUCGUCGUCUCCGAUCCAUCAACCAAGCUGUUACCUCAGGUGAUCGAAGAAGAGCAAGAAAAGAGAGAGACGACAGAGAGGAGGGUUCUGGCCGGGGAGAGACAAGUAAAGGAGGCAUGCAUAAUGGUAUAUCGUUCGUGUGCAGGCAGGGGCAGCCGUGCAUGCAUGAGCGUGGUGGUGAACUAUACUGUGUCGUCGUCGUCGUCGUCGUCGUAGCACCUGCUGGGUGCAGCUAGGGUCGGAUCGGUCCGUGUGUGCAUGCUGCUGAUUGUUACUUUGUUUAUUACAGCGGGUUACAUAUAUUUCUCUCAUUAGCUUUUC